Messenger RNA from Psilocybe cubensis, 771 nucleotides. RefSeq lists its product as uncharacterized. The record is from RefSeq and is a predicted model, not a curated record. The coding region runs from base 1 to 771 and encodes 256 amino acids. Lineage: Eukaryota; Fungi; Basidiomycota; Agaricomycetes; Agaricales; Agrocybaceae. The transcript has 2 exons.
AUGUCUUCCAGGACUCUAUCUACGAAUCCGGUUCCAAGCCCGGGGGAACAGGCUAGAAGAAAAAGGCUUUUGGACGACCCACUCGUCACCCUGUUGAGCCCUUCUUUGGUGGAGUGCACAUUAUGCACAAAACAGAUUAAACUUUCUUCGAAGAGUGCCUACGACACUCACCACUGGUUUAAUCACCGCUCGAGGUGCUUGAGGAUGAAGAAGAAGAAGCAGAAGCAGAUCGGAUCCCCUUCACGGAGAAUUGGCUCUAGUCCGUUGAAGACGGCCUCGUCCAUCAAGGCAUCUCUCAAAGACCAUGAAGCAGAACCUGAACUCCGAAGGGUGCAAACGCCGCCCCUAGUGGAGUUAUCCGACAGCGAAGAUUCCAGAGGUUCACCCGCAACGGAGACCUCAUACACACCAAAGCUACCGCCGCUUUCUCCCCCGCCCACCAUUUACGUGAUGCCCUCUGAGAAUGUCCUGGAGGAAUAUAUCUACCGCUAUCAUCCGGGAUGCACCCCGCAAACCGAGGCAGUCACAUUGUGUCAAUGGCAGAAAUGGAGUUGGGCGCAGCUUAAGCUACCUCAGUUUGUUCCUCCUCUACAUGGUCACCCCGUCGACAUCGACGUCAACGAAGACCAAUACAGCGACAGCGAUAGUGAAAACCAGAGCUAUGGAAUGUUGCAGUAUUCGCCACGCCCUAGUGGACUUGGCCGCGUUGUUGCGGAUCUUAGAGAUCAGGAGGCCGCCCACGCCCUUUCCAUGCUUUCUCGAUCUCAUUAA